AUGAGUCUGUUAAUCAUUUUGCUCGUGUGUCAAUCAAGCGCAAGUCAUUUAUAUGUUAAAAGAGGAGUAGGAGAUAAUAUUGACAAAAUCUCAAUCGGAUGGCAUGUGUUUCCCGAAUUAUAUAAUGACAACCAAACACAUUUAUACUUGUUUUGGAUGUCAGGUAAAAAUGGAUGCUUUAAUAUGUUAUGCAAAGGUUUCAUUCAAGUUGAUAGAUCAUACACUUUUGGUGCAUGUAUAUCUAUAACAUCUACUUUUGGCGGAACCAUAAUGGAAACGCCACUUCAAAUUGCACAGGAUAAAGGAGGCAAUUGGUGGUUAAAAGUGUUAAAUAAGGAUGUUGGAUACUUUCCUGCAGCUUUAUUCUCCUCAUUCAACGGAGCUGAUCAAGUGAAAUUUGAUGGUUAUACUGUAACUCCUGCGGGUACUGAUAGUCCUACAAUGGGUUCCGGACACAAACCUGAUGGUGACUUCACUCAUGCAUCUUAUUUUAGAUUUUUGAAAUUUUUGGAUAAAAUUCAAAACCAUUUUGAUCCUCUACCAUUUAUGGUAGGAAUAGACAAUGAUGCUCCUAAUUGUUAUGGUGUUACGAACUAUGAAGAUAGAAGAAGAAGUAAUGGAUAUUCUAUUCAAUUUGGAGGACCGGGUGGUAAAUAUAGUAAUUAA
Messenger RNA from Vicia faba (fava bean), 666 nucleotides. The record is from the annotation of a GenBank genome assembly. NCBI's taxonomy places the organism in Eukaryota, Viridiplantae, Streptophyta, Magnoliopsida, Fabales, Fabaceae.